Molecule: messenger RNA, 7497 nt
Organism: Daktulosphaira vitifoliae (grape phylloxera)
Lineage: Eukaryota; Metazoa; Arthropoda; Insecta; Hemiptera; Phylloxeridae
Gene: DIP2
Product: disco-interacting protein 2
Exons: 19
Coding region: 331-6609 (2092 amino acids)
Source: RefSeq, a predicted model, not a curated record
GCACACGCAGUCUUCGUUGUCCGUCCGUCGAUCGCACUGUGUGCGUUGUUGUGUUUGUCGUUCUCGUCGUUUUCAGUGCGCGCGUAAUUUUAUUUUAUAUGCGAGCGUGUGUUCGUGUCAGCGAUCAUAUAUAUAUUUUUUAAACAGUACUGUACUGGUAUAACACACGUAUUGAACGCCGUACCGAACAAAUAGCCAAAUAUCGCAUUCGAAUUGUGCAAAAAAAUUAUUCAUUUUCGAUUGUUUUUUUGCUGGACGUCAGCGACCUGUUCUAUGUUGCCAUUCGAGCUCCCCGUGUUGACGGAUGGACCGUCUUAAACACCCUGUGUUAUGAAACCUAUUACGUUUGAAAAUCUCCGACGGCUCAUCGGUGGCCGCCGGAAGAAUAAAGAUCGUAAUGAUCAAUCGCCGUUUAAACGUAGCGAAUCGUUCAAACGGAUAUCUAUCAGGAAAAACUACCUCGACAAUCGAGGCCAAAAAGGCGGUAGGAACCCAACGAGAAAACAUUUACCGUUGCCGGAUCCGCCAGUGACGACGUCCGAGAGUCGCGACCGGCAGGAGCCGAACAGACGUAGAUCGGUUACACCGCCGCCGCCUAAACUGUCCGCCGCCGAUCGUUUACCCGAUGUGCCAUCCGCCGUCUCGGCGCCCGUCAUAGACUAUGGUGAAUGGAUAAGGUGCAUACGAGCCGAAGAGGAUCUGAAUAAUUUAAAGAAAAUAGUCACUCCGCCAACGCCGCCAGCCAGGUAUUACCGGGACCGAUACAAGGAGUUGGACGACAGUAGUCGUGCCGAUUCGGCCAUCAGUCUGGGUCGCGUGUGGAUGGACGCUCCGAUGUUACCACCAGCCGCGCCCAGGAGUCUGGAGCUACCAGCUCGGCCCGUGACCGACAACGACCGAAGAGCCCACCAUUCCCUCGAGAGUGCGUUAAAGGAGAAACGCGACGACCGACCGGUACCUAUGCGCCGGUUCCAUCGGUACCCUCAUGCCGAUUCCAAGUCGGCGUCUCGGUCGUCCAUGGCCACGUCGACUUGUUCCGGCAAAGAUUCUGGAUUCAGCGUGUCUGCUCCGGGUUUGUCUGAUUUACCUCAGUCGUCCAGACAGUUGUUUAGGAAAAAGGCGACAAAGCAACGGCCAUCCAGUUCUGCCGUGCACUAUCACCACCAGCACGGCUCGCCUUCGGUGUCCUCACAAGAGUUUUACCAGGUAGUAGUAGCAAGAGCGCCACUGCGGUACCAUCAACAGCUCAAGUUGGACCCUAUGAUGUUCGUAGCGCCCGAAAAGCGUCGAGUCACCCCGACGGCCUCUAGUAUUCAAAAGCGUUCGGUCGUCGAAGUAAGAGACUACUGUGUGCCGAAGGACGCCCGUUUAGAGCUGCGCGAGGACGAGCAGUUGGAAGAUAGACUUUACGAGUCCAUAUCCAAAGGUCGAUGCCGUUGGCAAGAUACCACGGACGACGCAGAUACCGAAGACGAUAGGGCCGUUACUCCCGCGAUCGUCGUUAAUCCCGCGGCUUCCAGGAACCGUGUCAAGAGGAAGAAGUCGGCACGACGAAACAUAAAAUAUGUGGUGAAACCUGUGCGGAGAGCACCGUCGGCAGUGUCCAGAAGGCCCAGUAUAGCGACCAAGACGAAGGCCGCCUGGAUCACAAGUGACAUCACCCAAAAAGGAUACGAGAAGAAGAGAACGAGACUUCUGGCUCCGUAUGUCCCUAAACAGACACAAGCUGUUCCCCCUACGUCGGCAUCGUCCAACAGCAAACAGCCGAGUGCUCAGCAUCAGCAUCAACAGCAUCGAACCAGGCGCACACAAAGACGGGUCACACAUAAUGAAAAAAGAUAUCAUUCAGAAGUUAGACAAGAAGCCGUCCAACAAGCUCUGGCCGCUAUGCAGUCAAGACCUAAACCUUCCUUGCCGAUGCCAAGUAAACGCACUUCGGUAAUGGCUCGAAGUCCGGAUCGAUCAACAAGAGCUCGAAACGAUACUGAUUCGAGCUCAGAUGACGAUAGUGUUGGUGAUCAAGCACCUGGAAAAAGUGAUAUUAGAGAUGGUCGUGAUAGCAGUGGUCGUGGAGAACGUAGUAGUGGUGCGGACACCAGUAGUACCGGUGGUUCAACUAGGGAUACUCCAUCACAUGCUAAGUCCAGUCAAUCGUCAACCGUUCAACAGCAACAAAUAAUACAGCAACACAGACAUCACCACCAUUAUCAUCCUACAAAAAUUCCUAAUGGUGCUCCAGGUAGUGGUAUAUCGAGUAAUAAUAUACCCAAUUACUGGGAUGAAUCUAAAACGAUCAUGGAGACAAAAGAACAACAAGACAAAUUAAAACGUAGUAAGCCUGAAGUUGCUGAAAUAUCUGAUGUUGUGCAAAGUGUUCGACCACCAUAUCCACAACCACCCGAUGUAACGAAUAAUGUGACUCAGUCUAGGAGAUUUACUCCAGCUGAUCGAGUUAAUCGAUAUAGUAGAGAUUCUAGACAAUCGUCAAGCGAUGACGGUAUGGGUACUGUUUCAAGUAGUGGUCGAUGGAAAGUUUCGGCUAAAAUACAGCAGUUAUUGAAUACUCUCAAAAGACCAAAACGACGUCCUUUACCAGAGUUUUACGAAGACGAUGACAUGGAACUGGAGAUAGCUGCCAAUCCAAAGGAUCCUAAUGCUCCACGACCAGAAGGCGCGUAUAUGUCCCCAGCUAUAGGCGAACCUUUAUCCGUUCCUUCUGGUCUACCACGUAACUUGGAAGCAGCUCUUCAACGUUAUGGUUCGAGCACUUUUAAAGCACCAGUAGCAACAGUACUCGAUCCUAAUGGCAAACUUAGCAUCACAUUAACAUAUGGUAAACUUCUAAGCAGAUCUCAUAAAGUAGCAUAUACUCUCCUCAAUCGUCCACUAGUCAAAGGCAUCGGUGGUGGAGAGUGUUUAAAACAUGGUGACCGUGUAGCUCUAGUCUAUCCAAAUAGUGACCCCCUCAAUUUCUUGUGCUCUUUCUAUGGAUGCCUGUUUGCUGGCAUCGUACCAGUGCCAAUUGAAGUGCCAUUAACUCGUCGUGAUGCGGGUUCACAACAAAUAGGGUUUUUACUUGGUAGCUGUGGUGUUCAGGUUGCUCUUACAUCCGACGCAUGCCUUAAGGGUAUGCCCAAAACAGCUACUGGUGAAGUAGUUGCUUUUAAAGGCUGGCCAAAACUGCAUUGGUUUGUUACUGAACAUUUACCUAAAACUCCGAAAGACUGGUGCCCACCACCACAUGUUGGAGAUGAUACUGCUGCAUCUUACAUAGAAUAUACUACUGACAAGGAUGGUUCUGUAAUGGGCGUCAGUGUCAGUCGCACGGCCAUGUUAAACCAGUGUAGAGCAUUGACUCAGGCAUGCAACUACACCGAGGGUGAUACAAUGGUGUGCGUAUUGGACUUCAAACGUGAGACUGGUUUAUGGCACUCAGUGUUAACAUCUAUACUAAAUGGAAUGCACAUUAUAUACAUACCUUAUGCUUUGAUGAAAGUUAAUCCAGCUUCCUGGAUGCAAAUGAUUACUAAGUAUAGAGCUAGCGUAGCUGUAGUGAAAUCUAGAGACUUACACUGGGGUUUAUUGGCGACUAAAGAUCAUAAAGAUAUUGUGCUGAGUUCACUGAGAUUGCUUUUGGUUGGUGAUGGUGCAAACCCAUGGUCGCUAUCUUCAUGUGACCAAUUUUUAGCUGUUUUUCAACCUAAAGGUUUACGUUCUGACGCCUUAUGUCCAUGUGCGUCCUCCAGUGAAUGUUUAACUGUAUCUGUUCGAAGACCCGGUAGAGCAGGAGUGAAUGCUACUGGGCGGGGUGUGUUGUCUAUGUCAGGCUUGAGUUAUGGUGUAGUACGUGUUGAUCAAGAGAAUUCUCUAACAUCGUUAACUUUACAAGAUUGUGGUCAAGUAAUGCCAAAUUGUUCAAUGAUAGUGGUAAAAAUGGAUGGUAUUCCAUAUAUGUGCAAAACAGAUGAAGUAGGAGAAAUUUGCAUGGGUGGUCUAGGUACAACUACAUGUAACUAUUGGGGGCUACCUGGAUUGUCUAAUGCUACAUUCCGAGUAACACCUAUCGGUGAAGAUGGAAAACCUAUGGAUGAUACUAUCGAGUAUACAAGAUCAGGACUAUUGGGAUUCCUAGGACCUGGAGGCCUUGUCUUUGUAUGUGGUUCUCGGGAUGGACUGAUGACUGUGACUGGACGAAAACACAAUGCUGAUGACAUUAUUGCUACUGUACUGGCUGUGGAGCCAAUGAAGUUUAUUUACAGAGGAAGAAUAGCAGUAUUUGCCAUACGAGUACUAAGAGAUGAGCGAAUAUGUGUCAUAGCUGAACAACGACCUGAAUGUAGUGAAGAAGAGAGCUUCCAAUGGAUGUCCAGGGUACUACAAGCUGUUGAUUCCAUUCAUCAAGUUGGCCUUUAUUGUUUAGCUCUAGUACCGCCGAAUUAUUUACCCAAAACUCCUUUGGGUGGCAUACAUUUGUCUGAAUGCAAAAGAAGAUUUUUGGAUGGCAACUUGCAUCCAGCAAAUGUAUUAAUGUGUCCUCAUACAUGCGUCACAAAUCUACCAAAACCUCGUGAAGUACAUUCAGUUGGCGGUACUGUUUCAGAAGUGGGACCUGCUUCAGUAAUGGUUGGUACAAUAGUUCAAGGAAACAGGCUAGCAACUGCACAAGGACGUGAUAUAGGAAUCAUUGAUAUGGAAUCUGAUUCCAAUAAAACUUAUCUAUUUAUAUCUGAAAUUCUAAAAAUGCGAGCCAUCAGGGAUCCGGACCAUGUAAUAUUCACUUUAUUGAAUGCCAAGGGCACAGCAGCAGCCAAUUUGACUUGUUUGCAGUUACACAAACGAGCAGAAAAAGUGUCUAAUUUACUGAAUGAAAAAGCAAAAGUGAAUACAGGCGAUCAUGUAGCAUUAAUUUUCCCACCUGGGAUUGAUCUCAUAUGUGCGUUUUAUGGUUGUUUGUAUAUUGGUGCUGUUCCUGUCACCAUUCGUCCUCCACAUCCACAAAAUCUUCAGACUACUCUACCAACAGUUAGAAUGAUAGUGGAUGUUAGCAAAUCGACCUUAGUUUUAUCUAACCAAAAUGUUAUCAAGCUUUUAAAGUCAAAAGAAGCUAGUAAUGUGGUUGAUGUGAAAUCGUGGCCUACAAUUUUGGACACUGACGAUGUUCCUAAAAAGAAAAUUGUACCUUCUUAUCGCGCUCCCACAGCUGAACUCUUAGCGUAUUUAGAUUUCAGUGUUUCUACGACUGGGAUGUUGGCCGGCAUAAAAAUGUCACACGCAGCGGUAACAUCUUUAUGUAGGUCCAUGAAAUUGGCAUGUGAAUUGUAUCCAUCUAGACACAUUGCUUUAUGCUUGGAUCCUUACUGUGGUCUUGGAUUUGCUUUGUGGUGCUUAAGCAGUGUAUAUUCUGGUCAUCAUUCAAUCCUUAUCCCCCCAUCCGAAAUAGAAAUUAAUCCUGGACUUUGGCUGUCAGCUGUUAGUCAAUAUCAAGUUCGAGAUACAUUCUGUUCAUAUGGUGUUAUGGAGUUAUGCACUAAAGGACUAGCAUCAUCUGUUGGGUUACUUAAACAACGUGGGGUGAAUUUAGCUUGUGUACGAACAUGUGUGGUUGUAGCUGAAGAAAGGCCAAGAAUUAAUUUAACAACUUCAUUUUCCAAAUUAUUUUCUGCACUUGGCUUAAGUUCUCGAGCAGUAUCAACCAGUUUUGGCUGUCGUGUAAAUGUAGCCAUAUGUCUACAAGGAGCAUCUAGUCCAGAACCAUCUUGUGUAUAUGUUGACCUUCGAGCUCUCAGAAAUGAUCGAGUGUCUUUGGUUGAACGUGGUAGCCCUCAUUCUUUGUGCUUACUCGAGUCUGGUAAACUCUUGCCAGGAGUCAAAGUCAUCAUUGCCCAUCCAGACACUAAAGGUCAUUGUGGCGACUCACAUUUAGGAGAGAUAUGGGUACAAGCACCACAUAAUGCCAGCGGAUACUUUAGCACUAUAGGAAAUGAAACUGCAGAUGGUGGUAUUAGUUCAGAUCAGUUUAAUGCUAGGUUAGUAACUGGUAGUACAGGUGAAGUUUAUGCCAGAACUGGAUACUUGGGUUUCUUACGACGUACCGAAUCAGUGGCAACGCCUACAAGUGCUACUCAAAAUUCAACAGAUACCAUUGACAUUAUGUCUCUUAGUGAUUUAUCUCUAGCUUCUUCAAAUCAAUCUACUCUAAGCAGUAAUGCUCUUAUUUCUACUGAGACACCAGAACUUCACGAUACUGUUUUUGUGGUUGGAGCUUUAGAUGAAACAAUUAUACUGCGUGGUAUGCGUUAUCAUCCAAUUGAUAUUGAAAAUAGUGUCAUGCGGUGUCAUAGGAAAAUUGCUGAAUGUGCUGUUUUUGCGUGGACCAAUCUUCUAGUAGUUGUUGUUGAAUUAGAUGGAAAUGAAAGUGAAGCACUUGAUUUAAUACCAUUAGUAACUAAUGUUGUACUUGAAGAACAUCAUUUAAUUGUUGGAGUUGCUGUAGUAGUCGAUCCUGGUGUUGUGCCUAUUAAUUCACGUGGUGAAAAACAGCGUAUGCAUCUUCGUGAUGGGUUCUUAGCUGAUCAACUUGAUCCUAUCUACGUUGCAUAUAACAUGUGAUUCAGAAAACAUUCAUCUAGUUUUAUUUUUAGAUAAAUUUAUAGUUGUGAUACACAAGAUAGUUGUUAUAAAAAGUGUAAUGGAUAUCAUGUAGGUAACUUAAAUUAUAAUCGAAUUUAAAGAAGAAAAGAGAAACCAACCUUAGCUUUAAUAUUAUAAUGAAAACUUAAUUUGUCUUUUGUGAGAUAGUUAGUAUUUAUUAUUAUUAUUAUUUAAUAUUUAUGUUAAUUUUAAGUUGCCAUAAUAGUUCGUCUCGAGGUUGUGAUAAAUUCCCAGGCGACCAUUUCCUCCUAAUUAUUGCUUCUCCUUCUUCAAUCCUUUUUGACUAUCAUAUGACCUAGUCGUAUAUUACUAUACACAUUUAUUUAUAAAGUUAUAUUAUUAAAAAUUAAAAAAAAUUAUUUGAAAAGACAUUUUAUAAAUCAUUAAAUACUACAUAGCUUCUCUUAUUCUUUUAUAUUUAUAAGUACAUGCAAAACUAUUUGUCUAUAUAGAUUUAUGUAUAAAUAAUGUGCAAUUGUAAUUGAUAAAUUUUAUUUUGGACAUCUUGUAAUGAUAAGACAUGCAUGCAAUUACCAUUUAAGCAAUGUCUUUCAUUAAAAUACCGAUCAUUCUAAAAUAUUUUUGUAAAUAAAAAUAUAUUUAGUGAAUAUACUUUAUACAUAUAUUCUAUGUAAAAAAAAUUUGUGUAUGAAAAGUACACAUUUAUUUGUUUGUUUGUUUGUUUUUUUUUUUUUUUAAUUAGGCAUUUUUCAUUGUACACAAUAAGAAAUAGAUGCCAAAAUGUUGUAGCGCUCAUAAUUUUUUAUUACAUUAAUUAUAUUAUGCAUAAAUAUAGGUAUAUAUUAUAUGUAUAAUACAUUUUUGGUUGUACCUUGUGUUUUUGUG